AUGCCGUCCACUCCGCCAGUUCUGAUUGUUGGCGUGAAUCCGAUCGUGAGAGUUGUUGUGCCACUAUUGCGAGCAUUUGGUUUUCAAAUCAAUCAUCUAUGGUCACCCUAUCGCUUGACCACAGAUCUUGUUGCUUUGUGUAAAGAUACACUAAACAUCGAACUAUCCUCUUGUUCAACACUUUCAUUCGAUCAACUACUCGACAAUGCAACACAACCGUAUCUAAUUUUUAUUUGUACAGAUGCAGAUCAACAUCUCGCAUUGAUCAAACGAAUUACCAAUCCAUCGAUUAUUAAACCAUGUCAUCAUCAUGUGAUUUGUAUGCCACCAUUCAAUGUCGAUCCCAAAUCGCUUAUAUCAGUUCAGCAAGUUCAACAACAAUUAUGUUGUUAUUGUUAUCCAGUCGGAUUUUUGCCGACAUUUAUUAAAUUGAAACGCUUUCUAAUCGAAGAACAAGCAAAUAUCGGCAAUGUUCAAUCAAUUGAAUUUCGUAUUCAAUGUUGUUCGCUAAAAUCCUGUUCUGAUGAUCGAAUUAAUAGUAGUCUUCUAAAUCGAUUUGGUUCAUUUGCUCUUUCAAUUCUAUUCUAUCUCUUUGGUACACAAGCUUUGUCAACGAUAAGUCAUGCUUAUAUACAAUCACCAAACGAAACCACAUGUUCAUUUCAUAUAAAUUAUAAUCGUUCGACACGUUUACCACCCGUAUUUGUGAACAUCGUAUCGAAUUCACACAUAUCAUCAACGUAUAAUCAAGAAUUGAUCAUUGUUGCAUCGAAAUGUGCAUUGCUAGUUAAUGAUUACCGGUUAAUUUUGCGUCGCUUUGACACUGAAGAUCAGAUUUUGAUAGAUUCGUUUCAUUCGGAUACAAAUGAAAAGUUCGCGGAUUUUUCCAAACAGAAUCCGGAAAUUCCUUUGAUUUUUAUUCAAUCAUUCUACUAUUUCAUUGGGCACCUGAAAGAAUCCCUGAUCAAUCAAAUGCCUCGUUCAACAUUUACUGAACUCACAUCUUUCGAUAUCGUUUAUAAAGUUCAAGAAGCAAUAGUAGCGAUACGCGAAGCAGCGCGCACCGGUGAAAUUGUGCCGAUUACAAGAAAUAAUAAAACUAUGCAAUGUCAAGUUUGUGAUGAGAACAAGAAUGCUCCCUAUAGAUGUCCGAAAUGCCGAAUCCGAUAUUGUUCACUUUCGUGUUGUCAAAAACAUAAAUCUUCCGACGUAUGCACGGCAGUCAACACUCAAUCCAAAUCAACAGAAGAAGGUGCGUCAUGGGCCGAUGUGCCUAUGACACAAACUCAAUUGCCGAUCGAACUCGGUGACGAUGAAGAAAGUGAUCGCCUGCCAAGUCAUAUGCUCGAACGAAUUGAUCAGUCAGUGCAAAUAUUGGACUUAUUAAAAAAUCGUCAUCUACGAACAAUGAUCAAAUCAUUAGAUAGUUCGAUUAGUCCAGCUGAUGACAUGCAAAAAGCAAUGAUGGAACCAAUCUUUGUUCAAUUUGUUGAUGAACUAUUAAAAAUUGUAGAAAUUGAUGGUAAACUUUGA
Molecule: messenger RNA, 1533 nt
Organism: Adineta ricciae
Lineage: Eukaryota; Metazoa; Rotifera; Eurotatoria; Adinetida; Adinetidae
Source: the annotation of a GenBank genome assembly